AUGACAGCUAUCCGUCUUCUCUGUAUGUACUUUUCAGCCAAUCUCCUCCUGUCUAUCUUGCCAUCCCUUUCCCUCUGUCACUCUCUUGCUCUACCAGGCUAUCUUGCGGACGGAAAAUUAGGUAUCUGCUUCUGCUCCACUGCAAGCCAAGCAAAGCCCUUGGGUCUCGGCCUCUCUUCUCGUGAGAAGAAGAUCUCCGAGGAAGGAGAUGAGUGUCCUGAUGCCUCAGGCAAAUCCUCUAAAAGUUAUAGACUCUGGCGCGUGUGUAAAACGAUUUUUUCCACAAGGCUUAUGGUGGUGGCAUUUCAUCUCGUGAUUUAUUUCUUUUUGCUUACGAGUUUAGUCAGUCUGGCUGGCUUAAGUGGUAGACUUUUUCAUACAGCAUGUGAACAGACGCUGCAAUUCAAUUGCAUUCCAUUCAGAUUGAUCUCUCAUAUGCUAGUCUCACCCCGUCUGGACUGGACUUGA
Messenger RNA from Protopolystoma xenopodis, 468 nucleotides. Lineage: Eukaryota; Metazoa; Platyhelminthes; Monogenea; Polystomatidea; Polystomatidae. The record is from the annotation of a GenBank genome assembly.